AUGCUUGGGGCCUUUUUGUCGUUGCCAGCCACGCUGGCACUCUUAUUCCUCAGCACCCUCACCAUCGCUUAUCGACCACUCCAAUUCGUCAAGCAUACAGGGCAGUCCGGCCGCGCAGAUCAGGCUUUCAGCAUGGUAAACUACUUCAAUGAGACCACGCAACAGUCCGACCUGUACAUCCGCAUGUGGAUGUUCCGGUAUAAAUCCUCCAACAAGGGCUGGGCCUCCCUGGGACUCGGACCACAGAUGAAAGGCGCUCUUAUGUUUAUUAUAUACGGUGAUCCUAACUCGGAGGAUAAGUCGAUGACCUUGACCGUAAGGACUGUGGACGGACAUCAUCCUCCUCGACCCAUGGAUGAGAUGAAGGAUUUCUACAGCGGCUAUGUUCCCGAGGUAGACGUGGUGACGACCCAUUUCGAGGACUACACCGGUGACUGGUAUUCAGAGCAGAUGCAAGCGAAGCCCUCGCACUUGGGCAUCGCGGACUUCAUCGUCCGCGGAUACGACAAAUGGGCAGCCCCGGAGCUUGCGGUCAAGAACGACACCACGAACCAAGCCAUGAUAUGGAGUUCCAACUUCAGACAAGACUUCGAAGGGGACUUUUCGGUCGAGAGGGCCAUUGAUAUGCACCAGUUUGGGCUAGGUUUCGGGUUUUUGUGGGUUGAUCUGUUGAAUGCGAGGAGCGAUGUCGGAUUUUUUGGCGACAUCAACGAGUUAAAUGAUCAUACUGGGAUCAGUGAGACCGCAGAGCCCAAGGCGCCGACGGAAGAGGAGUUGAAGAAAGGGGAUGAGAUUAUUGCGGCACAGAAUGGCGCCGGCAGAACAAGUGAAGUUAACAGUGGAAGUGGUGAGGGCGACUCGAAAGAAGCGGUACCCGAAGACCCUGUGGAUAAAGAGGCCGAUGAAUCAGCGCCGGCUCCCACAGAUGCGAGUCCCGAUAGCGACACUUCCGCACCCGGAUCCGACGAUGGCAGCAAGGUCGAACAGCCGGUCAAGUCGGUCAAGCAGUGGAACAUCAGAUCGAUGAUGUGGCACCUCCAUGGCUUCCUGAUGACCAUGCCUUUCCUCGUCGGCUACCCCUUGGCAAUAUACCUCCUCCGCUCUCCACGCACGAGCGCGGCAGGAACGGCGUUCAACUACCAUUGGACCGUCAACUCUCUGUCUUCCAUCUCCGUCUCCAUCGGCGCGCUGAUCGGCUUCACGAACUCUCGCUCCAUCUCGAUCACGCAUCAGUACGUCGGCAUUCUCAUCGUCUGCGCACUGGCUGUGCAGGUCGUCCUGGGCUGGAGACACCACGUCAUUUUCAUCUCGACCGGCGGCCGCAAGACCUGGAUGAGCACCGUCCACGUCAUCCUAGGCCGCGUUGUGCUCCCCGUCGGCAUAAUCAACGUCGUCUCGGGCCUCAUGCUGCGACACUAUGGCUGGCCGGUCAUCUCGCUCUGCGUCGCCCUGGCUGUGGUCGAAGUGGUCGUCUUGACCCUCGUGGUGGGCCAGGCGAGGAAGAGAAGGCCCGGCGCCCUACAGAAAGGCCCCUCGGCACCGACGGCCGACGAGGCAGAGGAGUAUUUUCAACUAGCUGGCGACGACGACGAUGAGUUCAGCGACGAUGACGAUCAUGACGAGGAGACGGGGCGCAUGAACGCCAAGGAGAGAGCCAAGAAGGAAGCGGAGCGCGAGGAGCAACGGAAGAAAUUGGCCAAGUUGGAUCGUGUCUAG
Messenger RNA from Cladophialophora bantiana CBS 173.52, 1716 nucleotides. RefSeq lists its product as uncharacterized. The coding region runs from base 1 to 1716 and encodes 571 amino acids. Lineage: Eukaryota; Fungi; Ascomycota; Eurotiomycetes; Chaetothyriales; Herpotrichiellaceae. The record is from RefSeq and is a predicted model, not a curated record. The transcript is spliced from 2 exons.